UGGGUGAUGGAAGGGAAGGUUAGGGAAGAGUGAGCAAGGGAGUGGAGCUUUCGCUGCCCAUGCUCCGCAGGAGCGCGGCUCCCUCCUGCUGUCUUUCCCGCCCAGGUCGGGAGGCGGUGCAAGAGCCGCGCCUCGGGAAGUGCGGGGCCGAGAUGCGGAGUUGCGCUCAAGUUCGGGAGAGCGGCACUGGACAGCGAUGAGCGGCGAGCAGAGGGGCGCCAGCCGCCGAGGCAGCGCGGUGAACGGCGUCGAAGCCGGCGUCAGCCCGAGCGCCCGGCUGCCCUCGGUCUCCGCCGGCAGCUACUGGCAGGACCCGCUGGCCAUCGACAUCAGCCGCAGCGCCGUCCCGGCGCCCCGGGUCCGCAGCAGGGCUGUCCGGGCGGUCUACGUGUCCAGCGAGACGGGCGAUCCGCAGUCCGAGAGCAGCCUGUCCCUCAGGUGCCUCCGGGAAGCAUGCGAAGAUGCACACGCCGUGCUGGAGACCGUGUCCUUCGGCAGGCUGGUGAUGGGCGAGACUGGGAGCCUGGACCGCUUCUACACCGCAGAUGUGGCGGUGGUGGAGAUGACCGAUCCGUACUGCCACUCGUCAUUCUUCUAUCACCUUGGUGUGCGAGAGAGUUUCAGCAUGACCAACAACGUGAUCCUUUGCUGCGAUAGCAACCUGACAACGCUGCGGUCGCUGCAGGACAUCGUUUGCCAGAAAAAUAUGGGCUGCUGCGGGAACUACAUGUUUAUCCCCUACAUCGUGACGCCCACUGGGAAGCUCUUCUGCUGUGAAGCCAGCAUGAUAAAGGGUCUGACCGAGAUGUUACAGCCGCACUUUAAUCUUGAGACCCUGCUCGUGCCCUUGGUGGAUCGCCUGACCAAGCUGCUCGAGGAAACGCAGAUCAAUUCUUGCGAGUAUUUUCGGGAGACCAUUCGGAAUGACAUCCGCAAAGCGAGGGAGAUGCACAGCGGGCAGGAGCUUCGAAAGGCCCUUGCACAGAUACAACAGCGUCUGGACAGUGUCGAGCUGCUGAGCGCAGACAUAGUGGUGAACCUUCUGCUGUCGUACCGGGAUGUACAGGAUUUCGAUGCGACGAUCACGCUGGUGGAGACCCUGCAGAACCUGCCGACCUGUAAGGUGGCCGAGCUGCCCAACGUCAAGUUCCACUACUGCUUUGCACUGAACAGGAGGAACCAACCUGGAGACCGAGAGAAGGCCCUCUCUGUGAUCCUGCCAGUGAUGGAGACAGGAACGCAGCCCUCAUCUGAUCUUUACUGCCUCUGUGGACGCAUAUACAAAGACAUCUUCAUCAGUUCCGACUUCACAGACUGCGAGAGUCGAGACAAGUCGUGUUACUGGUAUCGGAUGGCUUUCGAGCACGAGCCUACUCUACAUUCGGGCAUUAAUGUUGCUGUGUUCCUCAUGGCAGCAGGGCACCGGUUUGAAACGUCAACGGAUCUCCAGAAAAUAGGAGUCAAACUGAGCAGCCUGCUGGGACGGAAGGGAAGCCUGGAGAAGAUACAGUUUUACUGGGAUGUGGGGUUUUACUUUGGGGCUUGCAUCUUGUUGAACGACCAAACCAAAAUCAUCCAGGCCUCAGAAAAGCUCUACAGACUGAAUGCGCCCGUCUGGUACCUGGCGUCGGCGAUGGAAACGUACCUCCUCUACCGGCGUUUCAAAACUGACAUCAGUGAGCAGCACAGUGACAAACAGGAGCUGGUAGACUUCUGGAUGGAAUUCCUGCUGUCAAUCUGCAGAAAUAAAGCACCCAUGGAUAAAUUCCUGGUUCUCAUCCUGGAACCGAGCAAGAUCUUCCAGCCUGCCCGUCUCCUCGUGAACACCAGUGACACAGACAAGGUUGUGAAGAUCUGUCACGUUUCACCCAGUGAGAAGAGCGGAAUCCACACGUGGACCUUUAGCGCCACAUCGAUCCGUGGAGUGAGUGUCUCAAAGUUCAACGAGCGUUGUUGCUUCCUGUAUGUGUUGCACAACUCUGACGAUUUUCAGCUGUACUUUCCAACAGAGCUGCAUUGCAAAAGGUUCUGCGAGUUGCUGAAUCCGUUCUCGGAUGAAAGCAAGCCGACCACAGAUGAUGGGAUGAGACCGACGGAGGAGCUUUUGGAGUACAGCUAUGAAUUUGCGGAGAAUGGAGAACGGCUGAUUCUCGGGAAGGGAACGUAUGGAGUGGUGUAUGCUGGCCGGGACCUCAGCAGACAAGUCCGCAUUGCAAUCAAAGAGAUUCCAGAAAGGGACAACAGAUACUCACAGCCUCUUCACGAAGAAAUCGCUCUCCACAAGCGGCUGAAACACCGGAAUAUUGUCCAGUACCUGGGGUCAGUUAGUCAGGAUGGCUUCAUCAAAAUCUUCAUGGAAGAGGUCCCAGGAGGAAGCCUCUCUGCUCUGCUGCACUCCAAGUGGGGUCCACUUAAAGACAACGAGGCCACGAUUGUUUUCUACACAAAGCAGAUUCUGGAAGGCUUGAAGUACCUGCAUGAGAAUCAGAUCGUGCACAGAGACAUUAAGGGGGAUAACGUACUAAUAAACACCUACAGUGGAGUGCUGAAGAUCUCAGACUUUGGGACGUCGAAGAGGCUCGCAGGAAUCAAUCCUUGCACGGAAACGUUCACAGGAACUCUCCAGUACAUGGCCCCUGAGAUCAUCGACAAGGGACCGCGAGGUUACGGCAAACCUGCGGAUAUCUGGUCCUUGGGCUGUACCGUCAUUGAAAUGGCCACAGGAAAGCCACCCUUCUUUGAACUGGGAGAGCCCCAGGCUGCCAUGUUUAAGGUGGGGAUGUUUAAGAUCCACCCAGAGAUUCCGGAGUCGAUGUCUCUGGAAGCAAAGACCUUUCUUCUGCACAGCUUUGAGCCUGAUCCUGAUAAGCGGGCCACAGCCUCACAGCUCCUCAAGGACGCGUUCCUGAACCGGAAGAGGAAACCGCCCCCAAAGCCGGGUGAAUUUUAUCACAGUCUGUCGGUCCCCACAACAGGGAACCUCAAGGAGGGGCCCGAGAUCCACCAACCCUUGGACUUCAGACUCAUCCAACCCGUACUCUCCCGAAGCUGCUCGAUCCCCGUGCUGCCCGUCAAGAGCGGCUCGCCGCAGCAGGAGUUCGUCAGUGUGCUUGAGGAACAGAUGGACGACAUCCCUUCCUCACCUGAAGAAAAUGCCUCCCUCUUCCUCUUGAAGAAGGAUAGUGAGUGCAGGGCCACGCUCUUCAAGAUACUGACAGAGGACUGUGAAACUGUGGUCUGGAACAUUCUAGAAGCUCUGGCUCAGAUCUCCAACUGUAAGUUUACACGUGAACACACCCAGCAUCUGGUCAUCUGCUUGAAGAACUACAUUCGCUCUGCGGACCGCAAGUCCAUCAUAAAAGCACUGUCCUGCCUGAAGGCAGAGCUGCGCCUUGACAAGAGAGCGCUCAACGAGAUCCAGAUUGUCCUCUUCACCUUCCAGGAUGCCAUGAGAAAAGUUCUUCGACAGCGCCAGAUUAGACCACACCUGAUGUUUGCCCUGGACAACAUUAUUCGCAAGGCCAUGCAGAUAACCUUUGCUGUUCUAAUCCCAGAGCUGAAGCUUCAGAUUGAGAGCUCAUUUGACCUGGAGACAGAUGAACGAGGCACAGCUGACUUUCCGUGCAACGGGAGUCUCAGUGACGUGGGGGAGACGGAGGCGAUGGAGCUCCAGAACGACGGCGCGGGGACCUCUGGCGUGAGCACUCUCAGUCGCUCAAUGUCGUACGAUUCCCAGCAGAACACCUGCCCUCGCGUCCUGCAGCUCAGCCGACUGAGGGCGGAAACAAACCGGCUUCUGGAAAACCUUGCGGAGAAAGAGUGCAAGUACCAACAACUACUGUCGCAACUUCUCCAUCAGAAAGACCACGUCAUCAGCCUGCUGCGAGAGGGGUCAGAAUCUGUGGGUGUCCAGUGCAGCUUCCAAUCAACACUUGCCAAUUCCAAAACUGAAGAACUCACAGAGUGGCUACUAACAACGCAAGUUGACCAACAGACAAUUGACAAGAUUAUAGCCAAUGGCUACACACUGCAGGAUCUUCUGAUCGACGUUACAAAGGAUGACUUGAAAUAUACCCAAAUAAGGGGUGGAAUGCUGUGCAGACUCUGGGCUGCCAUCAGUGCCCACAGGAUGAUGAAUGGGACACAGAAGGAACCAGAUGCCUGUUGAAAUGACCUGCUAAGCUGUUGGAAAGCAGACACUGUUCAAACGUAAUGGCACAGCGCAGAACGGACAGAAACACCAGCAAAAAAAAAAAUCUCGUGCUGCUGCAACGUAACAGUGGUGAACUGAUUAAAGGAUAGCUGCAGUCUGCAUCUCCAGUAACUUCAUCUCCAGCCGUUCACCUCCCAUCAUCAGGAAGUGUUUGUAUCUGGGAUUGUUUAAGUUUUAAAGUGUCAGAUGUGGAUCACAAGAUUGAAGGACAUGAUGUUCACAACUGACACAUGAUACAACUUCUGCUCCUGUCCAAUGCUCGUCAGGGUUCACGGCGGACUUGCUUGCGGAUGGGGGUGCAAUGGUUGACAUGACAAUCGACAAACCUUGUCACAAGACAGAUGCUUGCGGUCUGAGAAUAUUCACUGACAUCCAAAUCCCACACACACACACAAUCCAAGUCAUUCCACUAAAUAGAGGAUGGAGGAAAACUUUAUUUCUGUUUCAUUGGGGAAAAUCACUUCCUAAAUAUGUUUCAAGAUCUGAUUUCUAGCUUGCUUGCAUCAGAUGUCAGCUUCCCAGGUCAGAUUGGGUGCAUUCCUGAGGAUUUCACCAAAGGACGUACAGCCAGUGUGUGCAGUCAGGCUGCCUCUGUCAGCGUGAUCUGAGAUUAAUAAUUAAUAGAGAGCACAGCUCAACAAAAUUGAAAAGAUAGCCCCUGUUUGGUGAUCCUUUGUUCUUUGGCUGAGUUACACCCGCCAGUGUUUGGGAGAUUAAUUUUUAAUAAGUCGAAUCUUUUGGCAAACCUUGCACUGCUAUUUCUCAUGGGAGGAGAUGUUUCUAUAGAAGAAAAUUAUUUUUAGAAAAUAUAUAGAGUCAUGUAUAUAUAUGUG
Mobula hypostoma (lesser devil ray) is the source of this 5046-nucleotide messenger RNA. Its product is annotated as mitogen-activated protein kinase kinase kinase 5. Lineage: Eukaryota; Metazoa; Chordata; Chondrichthyes; Myliobatiformes; Myliobatidae. Gene Ontology annotation, biological process: MAPK cascade; cellular response to stress; protein phosphorylation. Gene Ontology annotation, molecular function: MAP kinase kinase kinase activity; ATP binding. The coding region runs from base 197 to 4168 and encodes 1323 amino acids. The record is from RefSeq and is a predicted model, not a curated record. The transcript has 29 exons.